Messenger RNA from Medioppia subpectinata, 768 nucleotides. NCBI's taxonomy places the organism in Eukaryota, Metazoa, Arthropoda, Arachnida, Sarcoptiformes, Oppiidae. The record is from the annotation of a GenBank genome assembly.
AUGGAUCCGUAUAUUACCACUCGUGCUUGUGCCGGGGCAGUUAUUAAUCAAUGGUGGAUAAUUACCGCCGGUCAUUGCGUAAAUUGCAACGCGUCGAAGUACACGUGUCCGUUCACAUUCAAUAUACGAGUCGGUGUUGUGGACUCGGACUCAACGCGUGGGCACAACUGCGGCGCCGCGCGGGUAUACCCGCACCCGGAAUACAAACCGGCCGAAUGGGAAGUUAAGCCCGAUAUUGCACUCAUCCGCGUAAACACUUCCAUACCGUUUACCGAUCGACUGGCCAUUACUAACGUAUGUCUGCCGGCCAGAGGUUUGGUCAACACGGGGUCGGAGUACGCGGUGACCACCGGAUGGGGUGUGACGGGUGAAGGCCGUUUGUCGCCCAGAAUUCGUCAAAUGGGUUGGGUUCGCAUUGUGGCCACCGAUCCAAACCUAUGGCCCACUAAUCACACGGAACUUAUAUUUGGUCACAUCACGCCACUCACCUCAGGUACGGCCAUCUGCGCCGUCCAAAUAGAGGACUGUUUUCUAAAAAUAAGUAGACAGUUGGUCACCGGCGAUUCCGGGGGACCGUUAGUGCAGUACGUGUCGGGUCGGGCGGUACUGAUUGGUGUGACCGCAGGACCGUUUUAUUUUAACAGGUCACUUUAUAAUAACGAUUGUGCCGUUAAUUAUCCACAUUCUGUGAUGGGUUGGACCCGAGUCUCCAUUUAUAUCGAUUGGAUUAUUGGUGUCAUUAAUAAUGAAACACAUUCUGGACGUUAG